Messenger RNA from Danaus chrysippus (African queen), 1542 nucleotides. The record is from the annotation of a GenBank genome assembly. NCBI's taxonomy places the organism in Eukaryota, Metazoa, Arthropoda, Insecta, Lepidoptera, Nymphalidae.
AUGGCUGCUGUGCACCAAAAUUUUUCUAAAAUGAUUUCUGCACAGCUGCGAAACAAAGCAAAUGAGUUUCUUAACUCUAGAAAAAAUGCUAAUAAUCUAGCCGACAUUCUUCAAAUGUUUGAGGCUGAAACGGAAAAUUAUACCCCGUUGCUUUUAACAAUUGAAGUGAUCUUCACGGAGCUAUUGAAACGAGGCGAUUUAGUUCAACAUAUUGAACCCUUAAAACCAAUAGACCGUAGUCCCGAGGCAGAAUACACAAGAUGGCUCAACGAGUGUUAUGAGAGCGCUCUCUCUCGUGUAGUGGAAUGUAUUCGACGCGGACGCACCAGCUCUCGCCUCCAGGCCCUAGUCACAGCCUGCAAAUUGAUGCAAGCCGAGGGAAAAUAUCCUUUAGAACAUACCAGUGGAUACUUCUUCCCAUCAGUUAGAUUGAAGAAUAUAUUUUGUGUACUCCUGGAUUCUGAAAUUUCCAUGUUAGCACCGAUAGCACGCUUCCAGGAGUUCACUGAAUACAGAGAUGUGCAGCAACAUGGUCUUAAAGUACUUUCAACACUGGCUUGUCAUAAAUCACCAUCUCAGAUAUACAUGCAAAAUUAUCUAGAGUUAUUUGACAAGUUGUUGGCAACAGAAAUACCAUCGGAAGUAAGGAAGACCAAAGAUAAGAUUGGUGAAGAAGAUUUCAAAGUAUUGUGCGCUAAUGACGGCAAGCCAUCAUUCCCGUACAACACAUCAGUGUGUCGUCGUUAUGCCAACCGUUGCUGGGGUUUCUCGUGUCAGUGGCCACUAUGUGAGUCCCCCCGGUCUCAUCGCAGAGCCCUGGUGCUGCUCGUUGAGAGACUGAUGCCCAUACUAAACAAACCUCAUCUGGCAACCGACAUGCUCUGCGACAGCUUGGAUGCAGGUGGUCCCAUCAGCAUGCUGGCUCUCCAAGGCAUGUUGGAGCUGGUCCGUCACCACAACAUCGACUACCCGGACAUGUACGACCGCCUGUACGCCAUGUUCGAGCCGGAGAUGUUCGCCACCAGAUACAAGAAGCGACUCAUACAUCUAGCUGAUAUAUUCCUCAGUUCCACUCACCUACCCGAGAGCCUGGUGGCAGGGUUCGCUAAGCGUCUGUCUCGCCUAGCGCUAGUAGCGUCUCCUGAAGAUGCAAUGGGUCUGUUACAACUAGUGGGCAACCUCCUACUGAGACACACUGCACUCAAACGAAUGAUUUGUUGCGAGGACACACCCGCUGUCAUGUCCAACGACCCGUACGUGAUGGAGGAGUCUUCAGCAUCCCGGUCCAGAGCCCUAGGUUCAUCUCUAUGGGAGGUCCGAGCUUUGACGCGGCACUGGCAGCCCACGCUGGCCGCCGUCGCCAGGCAGGUCACUGACCCCGACAGACGAGCCCCCAUCGAUAUCGAUCAUGCCGGAGAAGAGAUGUUUGAUGCAGAACUAAAGAAGAGGUUCAAGACGAUAGAAGUGAACUUCAUUCGUCCCCAGAGUAUGAUGCUGCCGUCCGGGGAGAGACUCGGCCAGUACUGGGAGAUAACGGCCUGA